AUGGCUGACGUCCAACCACAACAGAAGCAAGAAGAGCCACUUGAUUUGAUCAGGUACCAGUUGGAUGAGACUGUGUUGGUCAAGUUAAGAGGAGCUAGAGAAAUGAAGGGUAAAUUGCAAGGAUACGAUUCCCAUUGCAAUAUGGUGUUGAGUGAUGCCACCGAGUAUAUCUAUGCGGAAAACCAAGAUAAACCUCAGGGGAAGUCCACCGACAUGGUGUUCAUCAGAGGAGACUCGGUGAUAUUGAUUAGCCCCGUGGCCGAGUAA
Molecule: messenger RNA, 267 nt
Organism: Yamadazyma tenuis ATCC 10573
Lineage: Eukaryota; Fungi; Ascomycota; Pichiomycetes; Serinales; Debaryomycetaceae
Gene: SMX4
Product: U4/U6-U5 snRNP complex subunit
Biological process (GO): P-body assembly; mRNA splicing, via spliceosome
Cellular component (GO): catalytic step 2 spliceosome; U6 snRNP; Lsm1-7-Pat1 complex
Molecular function (GO): RNA binding
Source: RefSeq, a predicted model, not a curated record